GUGACUCCUCUUGCUCUUCUCCUCCUCCUCCUGCUCCUCCUCCUCCACAUCCUCCUGCGUACCGCUCUCUGUAGGAGGCGGCGCUGCGUUGAAAUCAGGGCGUAUCCUCCGUUGGGGAAUCAGGAAGUACGCUCACGUUAGUAGGAAACCCCUCCUGUUGCUAAGUUUACUUUAGUUUACUGACCACAGCUUGCUGGUGACCGGCCCCUUGUCCAUCUGCUGCCCGCCUCAAGCAUCACCUCCGCCCGCUUCCCGGCUCCCGGCUCCCCGCUGUCCUGCCCUUCAAUGGCUCAUCCAACCGCCGCCACACCGGAUCAAACCAUAGCGAGUGGAGACGGUGGAGGAGGAGGGGGCGGCAAACCAGACUACAUCGCCUUCGUCCUGGUGCCCGUGUUCUUCCUCCUGGGCCUGUUGGGGGUAGUGAUCUGCCACGUGCUGAAGAGGAAAGGCUACCGCUGCACCACCGAGGCCCCGGAGGACGACGACGUCUUUGAGGAAAAGGAUCCGGAAAUGGGUGAAGAGAUGAACGACACCCUCAGUGAAAAUAAUGACACAGUCGGACAGAUUGUUCAUUACAUCAUGAAAAACGAAGCAAACUCGGACGCCCUGAAAGCCAUGGUUCGUGAUAACAGUAUUGAUUCUGACGGUCCUCCUCUCACUCCGACCUCCCCCGGCACCCCGACCCCCCCCUUGACUCCCAUCUCACCCGGGGCGCCCCCUGGAGCCGCCAAGCACACCUGCAACCACCUGCACACCAUCGGGGGCCCCGGUGGCCUCAAGAACACCUGCUCGCGCUGCAGCCAGAAGAAGUGGCCGCUGCUCAGGAAGGUGUCGGCGCGCAAGUCGGAGCACCGCCGCAGCCAGCAUGGAGAGGUCACGGUCCUGGCCGUGGGCAGGUUCCGGGUGACAAAGUGUGAAAGAGCAACCAGGGAGAGGCGGACUCUGUUGAUAUCAGACUCCAAUGGGAGUGUCCCCACGUCCCCCACGUCCCCCACAGAGGUGGAGCCCAAGAGCCGGAGGACGUCCGAGUCCCAGCAGGGACAGACAGACAACACGGACACUGAGAAAUGAUAGAAGAAAGAAAGUCCAGCUUUCUCCAGGAACGAGAGAGGCAGCAUCUGGACACUUUAUAUAAAAACCCAAAACGAGAACAUCCAAACAUCCGCUCAGGAGGAACGUGAAGCACCGGAGUCGAACCGAGGAUCGAUCCCUCCAUCGCUCCACAGGGAGAGAGAAACGCCGCUGCCGAUGAAAACGAAGGAGGAAUUUACAAGUAGAAGGGUGGAGAGGUGCGUGUGCUCACGAUGCACUCCAUUUCCUCCGUUUCAAGAAUACCACAGCAGUGCCUUGCUCAAAGGAACCCUGAACCGGGCCUCUCCCAGCAAACUAAUCAACCGAACUGCCUGUGUGUCCGUGAUGCAGUGUGUGUUAUUUGCAUGUUGUCAAGCAGUUCAUUUGUGAAGCGACACGCUCAGGAACCGGGGCGCCGCCCGGCUGAGGUAAAGCAAGUCAUUCCAGGAAGAUCAACCUGAUGCGGAUGAGCCGGGAACAAAAAACACGGGAACGUUAGCAUCAUCGAUAGGUGGAGCGCAACGGUAAUCACAUCCUGUAACAUCGUAAACAUGAAGACGUUGAAGUGUCCCCCCCCCCCCCGUCUUCUGCGUCCUGACCCCGUGGUUCCAUCUUCCAAUCUGACCUUGAAUGAAGAGGAAACUACAUUUUCAUCAGACACUGAACAAUUUCCAUCAACAGGUAGAAGUGACAUUAGCCUCUUUAGCUACUUAAACUGCCAGCUGCUAACUUUGUGCUAGCCAUGUGCUUAACAGUUAGCUUUAGCACAGAAGUCUUGAAAUUACGAUCGGAGCUGUGAACCAAAAUGAAAAACUGUUGUUGAACGAAAUGUCGACCAAAAGAAAAGACACCAAAACGCUUCGUAGAGCUACUUUAUUGACCCCCGUGUUCUUUUACAUGAUCAUGUGACAAGAUGCUAAUAUAGGAAUAUUUUUACAGCUUUAAUUUGUACUAUUAAACAUUUAAUUUUAUUUGUUUGCGUGCUAUGACAAAAACAUAAUUUAUAGAGGUGUAACAUUACAUAGUUUAUUUGUCGGACUUUAAAAACACAUUGCUAGUUAAAGUCGAUGGAAGGAAAAACAACAACAAUUCUAACCAAACAAACCCGAAAGCUUUUAAUUCUUCACUUUUAUCUGAAGUCUUGUUCCUUUUCGGCUCCGCUCUCGUGUUCACGCAGAAUAAAUCCUAAAUCUGUCGAAGCCAAACAAAGCUACUUAUUUUAACUCUAAGCCUGGAUUCAUCGGAUUUUACCGUGAGCUGCCUUUUUUUGUUGUUGUUAUAGGAGUCGUCAUAGUAGGAAGAGGUCACGAGCAGAUUGUGUACAAAUGAGCUAAUCCGUCGCAGAUUAUCUCUCCGUUGUUCUGCCGGGAUGUGAUCCUCCCUUUUCUUCUUCCGAUGGAAAGAGCCUCUCAGUUCUCAGCGUGAGUCUAAUUGCAAUGCGCUGCUGCUCGAUGAGCGUUUACAGUAUCGAGAACCCGUUUGUUGUGGAGAGCGGAAGAAACGUUUUUUAAGUCACUUUCAUGUUGAAUGUUACCUCCAGAAAUACGUGUGGUGUGACUCUAGAUAUGUGUGUGUGUUUGUGUUUGUGUUUGUGUGUGUUUGUGUCUUACAUGUGACCUUGAACUUGACCCUCGGUCCGAAAGGUCACAGUAAUGAGGGUAAGAUCCAAAGAUAGAAAUGGUGGAAAUACUUAAAUGAAUCAAUCAUUCCAAAUUUCAACGAGAAAAUGACGAUCAGAAUGUAACAGUGAGCUCUCGGCCUCAUCAGUUAAGUUGAAUAUUUAUUUUCUUUAUGCUCAACUUCUCUUUUUGUUCAACAAAGAGUGCACAGGAUCCAAAUGUAGUUUUUACUAACGCCUUGAGUUUGAAAAGUCUACCUCUUUUGUCCCUGUGUGGAGAGUAAACUGUGGGAGCAGGAGCAGGAUCAAGUAUUAGAUUUAUCAUAAAGUGUCUCCAGCAAAUUUACACAUAAAAUAUUAGUUGACAAGUCACAAGCCGGGUCUUUCUCCGCCCGGACUGUGUGACGACGCACACGAAACACAAAGCUUUUGAUUGUUUGAGUUUUUUUUUUGUCCCAAUUCUUAAUUAAUUUCAUGGUCCUUUUUUAAAAACCAAGUAAAUCGUUGUGAACCUUAUUAAACGUGUUUGUGAAUGUCAUUUCAUUUUUUUUAAAUUUCAUUGGAAAACAUACGUUUUUGUUUUGGGACUGUUUUUUAUUUUUAUUGUUGUAUAAUGAUAUAAAUAAAGCAAAUAAAGACGA
This is a messenger RNA of Platichthys flesus (European flounder), 3330 nucleotides long. RefSeq names its product RELT like 1 (gene rell1). The record is from RefSeq and is a predicted model, not a curated record. Gene Ontology annotation, biological process: positive regulation of p38MAPK cascade. The transcript has 8 exons. Lineage: Eukaryota; Metazoa; Chordata; Actinopteri; Pleuronectiformes; Pleuronectidae. Gene Ontology annotation, cellular component: plasma membrane. Bases 286 to 1071 code for a protein of 261 amino acids.